GCUGAGAGCCCAGGUUAGAGCGAAACACUUCGCUCUGUGUACUGGUGUUUGGAUUGGAGCUGCCUGCUGAUCCCUUAUACGACGACUUAUUUUUUCCUUUUUGUGUGUUUUUUUUUUAACAUUUCCUGCCUGGAGAGAAGAGUUUAUAGUUGGUUUACAGCGCCAGUAAACUGAGCAUGGAGUGCAGCUUUAAAUGCCAGCUCUGCCUCUACACAUUUAGAAGGCUGGGCUAUUACAAGAGGCACAUAUUAUCAGAUGUACAUCACCAGAAACUGAAAACCCUUUUCCCAAAUGAUAAGUUUCAGAAUACUGCCAAAGGUGUACCCCAUAUCAUUUUUGCGGAUCCAGAAAAAAAGAAUUGCUUCAAACAUCCCAUUGUGGGCUUGUCUGCGCUGACUCUGUGUUUCAGUCCACAGUCAUGGUCUUCGUUUUACUUGUGUCACAUCUGUGCCGAGAAGCAUUUACCUAGUGAUGUUUUAAGGCACAUCUUUUCUAUGGACCAUUACAGCAACUACAUUAAUUGCAUGGAUCCCAAUGCAAUGAGUUUCUCCUGGAUCCCCAGCAAGAAAAUGAAAGAGACUGAACUCAAAAACAGAGUAAAAGAAGAAGGGCCUAUGGACUUGCAGAUGCUGCAUUUACCUGAUCAUCUUAUGGAAAAGCUAAUAACCUGCACCUACUCAGAAGUGAUGCUCACUCUAGGUGAAAAUGAGAAGCUUCUCAAGCUGAUUCAAGCUUUCAAGCCAGAGAGGAAGACGAUCCUGGCUUACCAAAAAGACAGCAACAGGAAGCAUCCGCUUCUUGGCAUGCAGCACCUCGUCGAGUGCAUUUGUGUCGGAGCAGAGGAGGAGAAGUAUUACCUCUGCACGCUCUGUGGCCUUACAGUGGCCGCCCACGUGAUCAUCAAACACAUCCUGAGCUUUGACCACAUCUUUUGGUAUUUUAAAGAGUGGCAUCCCUCUACAUUGAUGUCAAAAGAGUGCUACAGAGACUACACGCCCUCCUUUGAAUCCAUGAUGCUUGACUUGGCAAAGCAGACGGAGAAGAUUCAUGGAGAAAAUGAUUUGAAACAAGUGAGCCUGGAGCCUGCUGAAUUCAAGUCCAUAAACUUUAAUAGCUACUCAAAAGCUUUGACGACUCUGAACUCGAUCAAGAAGUGCAGCUUGAAACCAGCCAUCAAACCAGGGAAGAAGCUGGAGUAUCAUGCUGUCAAAAAUCAGUCAGCACCUGCAAGCGAACCUUCAAAGCUGCUCACAUACUACCCAAGAUGUAAACUGCUGUGUCAGGACUGCUGUGUGACGUUGAACAGCAUAUCUCAAUAUCUCAAUCAUCUGUCAAAACCAAUACACAAGGAGAUCUUGUGGAAACUCUUUGAAGAAGGAUUUGAAGGCUAUGAGAAAAAAGCUCAGUUUUUCCUUCACUUACACUUGUAUGUCAUGGAGUGCUUCAAGAAAAAACAGCCAGUCAUUGGUACAUCCUUGAUUGUGUCCUGCAUUACCACAGAAGCUAAGGCAGAGCCUUUUUACAUAUGCUUUGCUUGUCAGGAGUGUGUCUGUCAGUCCUUGAUCGAGCCACACUUAAACUCCCGAAAACAUGUUGUACACACGCUGCUGUUUGAGAAUCCCUGGCGGCUGCCUUUCGGCUGGGAGAAUCUGCAGGAUGAUCAAACACUAAAGUCAAAGGCGUGGGAGGAGGAGAUGGAGAGAAGACCAAAGGAGGUGGUUCUGAAGGUUCUUGAUAUGCCAUGGUCAGUAUUUUGCAGGCUCACCCCUCCUACUUUUGAAAAAGUACUGGAGGGACUUGAACAGCAGCGCAAGGUCUUGAAGAAUGAAGUUCCACCUUGUCAAACAUAUAGCAAACUCCAAGGAAAUGAAUCAUUUCCUCUACUUGGCAUCGAGUUCAUCGUGAUGUAUGAUUUAUUUGUCAAAGAACCCAAUUCCCCAGAAGCACAUUUUCUGUGUUUGCUCUGUGAGAGGAGGCUGUCAGAGCACGAAUGCCACGACCAUAUAUUCAGCCGUGAACACGUGGCAAAAUUCCUGGACUGUUUCCACCCAGGCUCACUGGAUUCCAACGCUGAUGCAGAGACACUACUGGACUUGGCAAAACAGGCAGCAACAAUUCACAAUAAAUCUCACAUACAGGUAAUAUAUUUGCAGCGUCCGAUUAAGGAGCCAUACUCCUACUCCCAAGCAACAAGAAUCUUGGAAUGUGUAAAUAGGAAAACUGGGAACAAAAAGCUUAAACCCCAAAUAAAACGUAAUAGAAAACUGGUUCCGAGGAUAACUGUAAAAGACGAGCAAUGUGUGAGAGUUGUCUGUCAGAAAAACAGCAGCACCAGCAUAGCCGGUGUAGAAGAAAUCAAAAAAGAGCGUGACGAGGAAACACCGACACAAAGUGAAAAUGACUCGGCGUUGAGAAGUGAGGUGGCUUCCAAAACUACUUCAGAAGUGAUGGAGAAUCCAGGUGAGGUGUGUCGGGCGAUAAAGCAGGAGCCAGAAGAGGCUAAAAUAAAAGGAUCAACUGGGGCGAAGCAAGGCUGCCACAACACCAACAAAGAUAAUGGUGCAGAUGCUGGGAUAGAAGAUGGCAGAAGUAGCAAAGAUGUCCCAGCACAGCUGAAGAAUUACAAAGAAAUGGAAAGAAAAAGACAGCACGGUGUGUCUGAAACAUCGCAAGAGGACUCAUGUCCUGCUGAGUGUGUGGGGAGAGAAAUGGGCCCUAAAAGACAGCGUCUGACCUCCAGAGAAGACUCGUGUGAUGAAGCCCCAAAAAUGUCUGAUAUUAGAAUAAAGAAGGAAAAAAAUGAAGAUGAAGCCUGCAAAGCAGCAAUUGACAAAGGUUUUAGCGCCCUGCUUAAAUGCUGCUGUCCUCAGCAUGAGCCGGUCUACCUCUGCGAGUCCUGCUCUUUGAAGAUCUCAGAGAAGGACAUCGUCAGGCAUCUGACUGGAUUUGAUCAUCACAAGCUCCAGCCGGUGGAUGUUUAUGUAAAUGAAGAAGUUUACAGUAAGGUCUCAAAACAAAGCUUUCAAUCGGCUAUAGAGACAGUGAAGGCAUUUCAGACUUCAUCCUCAGCUCCUACCUGCGUAAAACCUGUGGACACUUCAGUCGACCAACAUGAUGACAGUACAAAGGGCAGCAUGAAGGUGGUGAAGAUGGAGAUUGAUGACAAUCAGGAGGAGUCUGCGUUAUUUAAAGGCACCUCUGAGGCAGGACUUGAGUUAUUCCAAUCAACUGAAGAGGACAAAAAGAGUACCAAAGCACCCAAGCCAGCUAGCAAAUUUGUCACUUGUCCAAUUACUCCCAGAAGUGGAGAAAACGUAAGCCCGUGUGUGUCAAAUGCAAGUGGCACAAAGACUGCCUCCAAAGCUGGUAUUACUCCAAACACAAGUGUGGAAUCAAUAAAAAUUGCUUCCAAGCCUGACAUGGAAGAAGUGAGACCGGUUACGUCCAUGUGCACUGCAGCCACUGCUAAAAAUCCUGCAACUUCUUCCCAACGGAUAGGAACUGCCUCCACCUCUAAGGUAUCUGCCUCAAAUGUCAAGUCAACUGCAGAAUCUCCACCAGUGUGCAGAACUGGAGCUGCAUCGAGAGUGAGGGCUACUUCUUUAAACGGUACACCUCCUCAGACUGAAUCCACAGUGGUGCGAGAGGCUACUUGCAAAACUGCACCUUCCUCCAGAAGUGAAAAGUUUCCAUCUCAUCAGUUAAAAACCAAAGCCACCCCUCAAAUGGCACCUGUGGCUAAAAAGCCCAGAACCUCAGUUAGAUCUGAAAGUGUGGAGACUCGUGCAAAGGCCGUACAUGUGAAGAAUUCAGUGGGGCCAAAUGCACCACAUUGUCAUAAAAGUAACAAACCUGACGCUCCUCAUCAGGCCAAGGACGCAUUUGUCAGGCCUGAACACAAGAAGCCACCCACAGAGCCACCCCCAACCUCUAUGAGUAAUAAGACAAAGCCAAGUGAAGGUCUUCCUAAAAUAGGCUUAAAUGAGCUGAUUGUGGUAUUUUGCGAGGAGAAGCAGCAAGUCUACUGUAAGCUGUGUUCAGUGAAGCUAACCAGUUCCAGUGACUAUCAUCUAAUCAGCUUAGACCACUGGAAAAAAUAUGUGAAAACGAAGUAUCCUGAAUGGACCGCAAAGCCAUCAGAGAUGGAGAAAAAACUGAACGAGAUAGCGAUUCCCUUGACCGAGGCUGAGAGGAGUCUCGGACAUCGCAGACCACAGAUUCUGAAAGUGAAGAAGGACGUGUAUGAAAAGCUGGCACAUCUUCGAGAAGAUGAAGCUGUGAAAUAUGUGAAGUCAAUGAGUAAGAGAAGCUUGCGGCUCUCAUCAACCUCCCCAGCUGAUUCUGCCUCUGCCAGUCCAUGCGACGUUUCAAGCUCAGAUGAUGGGAUAAAUAAAAUGUCAGAACUUUCUACUUACGAAUGUUCAACGGUGGAGAACAAAAACCAGCACCAGGCACUGUUGAUCCAGAAGGAAGAAAUGAGCUCUAACUCAAAAGUGGAAGCGGACCUGACUGCAUGGGAGCCAAUCGGACAGAGCUCGGAAGGUGAAGACAUACAAUCUGAUGACAUGAUUCUAGAUGAGCUUCAAGACGAGGAAAUGGCAGAAAUUGAGGAUUUAGAGGAAGAUGUAGAGGUUCAGACUUGCACUGAAGUUAUGUCUGAAAUACAGAGUCCUGAACUUCGUGGCACUGACUCGGACAUCUUUGCUGAAUCCCCUGGUGGAGGCUCUAGCGACCACAGACCAAAGCAGUUGAAGAGCGAAGAAUUUCAGGACAACUGGACAUUGCCAGCAUGCCCACAAACAGCUUUGCCUGUAAAAUUCAGCUGCUCAGAGCCGUUCUCUGUAGCUCCUUCAGCUUAUACAGAAGGGCAGAACCAGCUGAGACCAAGGCAGAAGAUGGACCACGUGUCUAGAGGCAAUCCAGUAUCUGAAGAGCACAGCGCAUCACAGGCAUUCUUAAGAACUCCAACAGAGGGAAGAAAUCAGCGCUCUAGUUCUGACAGCCAUUUGAUCCUAUUCUUGAAAACAAAGGGACUGGAUGCAGAACCAAUUGUUGGUCAGGGUUAUGUGUUGGAGUGCCGCGGGAUUUCUUUGGAAACCAUUUUCUUAUGCACGUGCUGCGAGAAGGUGCUCUCUCACCGUGACGUCUGUCAGCACAUGGUCAGCUCUGACCACCAGUUCGAAUACAUGCGGAAAGAACACCCUGAGUUUCUCCACAAGUUCUGGGAUGAAGACCUGCCUCUGGACAAGAGACUGGGACUCUUAAAGAAAGUUUCCUGGAAGAUUUCAGAGCGGGAGCAGGAUGAAAAACCAAAGGUUACAACGCUGACAAAGGAGUUGCAUGAACGUGUUCAGACAGCUCCAUUCAGUGAAGCUGUAAAAAUGGUGCAAAAUAUGCAUACGGACAAAUCAAAUAAACUGGGCAUGGCGCAGGACAUCGAUAAACACAGUGUCUUGGAACCACAGCACAAGAGUCAGCAGUCUGAUGAGCGGCCAAUUCCAAAUGAGUCUCUUACCACAGAAAUGCAAUCAGCUUAUAGACCUGAGCGAUACCACAGAAGUGACAAUGCUCAACUCACACAGGAGCCUCAGUUAGACAAAACUCAAACAGUUGGUGACUUGGAUGGGUUCAAAGAAAGACAACUCUGGAGUCCUCUUAAUGUGAGCGGCUCCAGCUCGAAGGAUGAUCCUGUUGCCUCGCUGUUGCCCCGUCCUGGCUCAUGUUUCAGCCCUAAAGAGACCUGCUAUAAGCCUCCCAUGCAAACAAAGCUCACGCCACCAGUCUCUGACUAUCAGCAGCCUGCCCUCUGCUUGCAUGUGAAACAGGAAGAGGUGCACUUGGAACCACCAUGCUCUUCAGCUGCUCAUCCUACUGUCAGCCAAACGCUGUCAGUGCCUCCCAGAGAUCAGUGUCUUCCAUCCAGGAAAAGGCCAGCUGAUACAUCUGUUAAAACUUGCACCGAUAACCCGCUUGACGACACUUUGCUAUACAAAAAUGAUAUAGACUGGAAUCUCUGUGUACACCUGAUUAGUGAACUGAGAAAUGCUAGAAUGAAAGCUCUAGAUGCUGUUGAGACUUUUGACUCCGGUGCUGCCAGUUCAUCUGAAAGUGUGGAAAAUAGAUUGAAUUUGCAUACAGUGACAAAAACUCCAACUUCCUCUGCCUCAUUUAAAAGCAUGCCUCUGACAGGAAACCCUGCUAAUGCAGGUAGUGAAAACCAACCUGUCAGUCUGAGUGGAAGCUCAGAAGGCACUUCGACUUCUCUGGACCAUUUGAUGACUGGAAAUCCUUUUCAAGUUGAAGCUGCAUCUGGUGCAAGGCCUACUACCGCCACUGUUGAGACCAAAGACCCACAGCAUCCACAAGCUGUCACUGAUCAAAAUGCCUCUGAAAAGUUCAGCCCUGUUUUCUUUACAGACACCAGCCUUAACCCAGGACAGAUCCCUCAGCCACAUGCUGACUCAGAGGCUGAGAGCUCUGGAGUUGACCAGUUGCCCAUCAAUACCAUUGUAACCGAGAGGCCGAAGUUUAUGGGACACUAUACAGAACAGCACCACACCGAGGUGAACAACAGCCAUCAGGGCAGUUUCCCUACAAUUUCUGGUGACAGCCCCACUGCGUUUUUGGUGCCUUCAGCCGGAUACGACUCAUACAGCCAAUUGGCUUAUGUCGCAAGUUCACAUCCAGGGUACGCACCGCCUCAGGCCGUAUUAGGUUACACAACAGGAGAAAACCCUCAAGUUUAUACUGGAGCUUUAAACCCAAGUGAAGGAUACACUGCAGCGACAAUCUACCCGGCAAAUUUUUGUCCACAGCUGGCCAUCAGCCAUUCAAGUUUGCAGUUAUUUGGGCAAGCUGCGGUGAUGAUGCAAUACUACCCGUCAGUGACGAGGAGAUAAGUGACUGGUUUUUGGUUUUUGUACAAAAAAAUGUUGCUGUGCGUUUUGACAUUUGAUUUUUGUCAUACUUUUUUUGGUUUGGUAAUAAAAAAAGAAUUAAUGACAUAUUAUAAAUUACUUUUAUUCUUUCAAAGUAAUGUUUAAAUGGAUAGUUUAACAUGCAUUUAAAAA
This is a messenger RNA of Oreochromis aureus, 7070 nucleotides long. RefSeq lists its product as uncharacterized. Bases 177 to 6899 code for a protein of 2240 amino acids. The record is from RefSeq and is a predicted model, not a curated record. The transcript is spliced from 48 exons. NCBI's taxonomy places the organism in Eukaryota, Metazoa, Chordata, Actinopteri, Cichliformes, Cichlidae.